CGGACAUGGUGGUCCCUCUGGGGGAGGAAGCGAUUUGGCCCUACUUCUUUUUCCUCAUUUUCAUCUCCAUCUCGGCGCUGGGUCUCAUGAACCUAGUCACGGUGACCGUGCUAGACACCGCCCUCCAGACGCAACGAGAAUAUGCGCGCAACGCCGAUGUAGACCGAAAAAUGGCGGAUAUCAAAGAUCUCUUGCAAUUUCCCGGCGAGACCGAAGUAAACACAAAUCGCGAUUAUUUCAUCGAAAACUGGAGGAAAAGCUCUGCGUUCAGGUACUGACUCAACAAUUGUUAGAAGAUUGUUUUGAAACCUAGAAGUCACGUUCAUGACCUUGUGUCUUUUUCUGUCAUUUUUAGCAAUUGAUCAUAAGCUAACAAGAAAGGGGGCUAGGCUUUUACACUUCCACUGCCGUCGCUCCGGUGACACACUAUAGGCACCGUUUUGUCCCGCCAUUAGGCCCGUAGUUGUACUAAAUGCGACAACAUGAUGAUGAAAGAAGGCCCUCAGAACUUCGCACGAAAGAAACGGGGUGGCAAAUCAGCUCAAGCAGAACAUUCAUCAUGAUGACCCUUCUUCUCUGCAUCUCAUCCUAACAUCUCAGGACCGUCUUCGAGACUUUAGACUUAAAUCAAGAAGAUGCUGGCCAUUUUUUCGAUGCUUUGGACUUGGACAAUUCUGGGUCUUUGGAUCCGUUUGAACUUUCCACCACCUACAUGGAGUUAACGACGUCGGUGUUGAACAAUACCGCUGCCGUGGCGCUCGUGAGAAGCGCUACGCACCCAGAUGAAAAGGGCAAGAUUUUACGCAGCACGAUGGUGAUUGCCCAAGCCAGCCGUUUCCAGGUGCAGGCGCAACUACAGACAGAGGAGUUCCGCUCGGAAGCCAAGAGGAACUACGAGACGUUGAAUACCAGUUUCAGCAAGGCCAUAUCGGACCGCGCUGCGAUGGUCUCCAGGAUGGACAGCAUGGUAGAGGAUAUGCAUUCGAUCCGAGAGGAAUUAGACCGUGUAAAGGAACGCCGGGAGCGGAGAGACAGUCGAGGAGGACAUCAGCAUGGGGCAAGUAGAUCAUCGAGAGGUAGAGGUGAAUAUCCAAGCGGGUCACCUCCACUGGAGGGUUCUUUUGAACACUUUCCUCCGGGGAUGCUGGGAACGGAGUCGGGAAGUGCUUCACCAACAGGAGGUGCUGGUGGAGCUCGAAGACUCUCAAAUAUGUCACUAGCAUCACAAAUGUCGACACGGUCCUCGAUGGGAGGAGGAGAGCUUCCACUACAGGAGAGUACUGACUCUCUGGCUGGAAGCACACGCACUCUGGAUGGAUUGCUGAGGGACGCGCACAACUAUCGAGAAGAUAGGGAUCAAGGUGGUGUUGUCGAUUCGGUGUAUGCAAACGUUCUGGAUCGGCGCCGGUCUAUGAGCGCAAGCGGCUUCGAAAGACGGCGCCCCGCAAGCUCGCGCCACGGAAACACCUUCACUAUCGUAGAACUUUGAUCCGAAAACUAUUCUUACUCAUAUAGAUACUACGACGUAAGAAGUGGCACUAAAUAUCAUUUGUAAA
Messenger RNA from Amoebophrya sp. A25, 1556 nucleotides. The record is from the annotation of a GenBank genome assembly. NCBI's taxonomy places the organism in Eukaryota, Dinophyceae, Syndiniales, Amoebophryaceae.